Molecule: messenger RNA, 1607 nt
Organism: Stereum hirsutum FP-91666 SS1
Lineage: Eukaryota; Fungi; Basidiomycota; Agaricomycetes; Russulales; Stereaceae
Product: RNA-binding domain-containing protein
Exons: 8
Coding region: 38-718 (226 amino acids)
Biological process (GO): mRNA cis splicing, via spliceosome
Cellular component (GO): nuclear cap binding complex
Molecular function (GO): RNA cap binding
Source: RefSeq, a predicted model, not a curated record
UUAUCUUUCUUCAAAACUGUGCAGAGCUCGACCCACUAUGGCUAACGUCGUGACUUCCCUUGACAAACCCUCGAAUUACAAAGAUUCGCAGGCUCGCUAUGAUCGGAGACAACAGAAUGAUAUGCUCUCCCAAUCCACAACCUUAUACGUCGGCAAUCUGAGCUUUUACACUACUGAGGAGCAGAUCCACGAUAUAUUUUCAAAAUGCGCCAACCCCGAGGACGGAGGAGGGGUCAAGAGAAUUAUCAUGGGUCUUGACAGAAACACCAGGACACCAUGCGGUUUCUGUUUCGUAGAGUACUACACGAACGCGGAGGCGCUCGCCACAAUGCGCUACAUCAGCGGCACAAAACUUGACGAACGUAUCAUUCGUUGUGACCUGGAUCUGGGAUACCGAGAUGGUCGGCAGUUCGGACGUGGAAAGAGUGGCGGCCAGGUUCGAGACGAGCACAGACAGGACUACGACCCAGGACGUGGCGGCUGGGGUGCACAAGCUCAACGACUCGAGAUCGAGAGGCGACGCGAAGUUGAAGCACGUUAUGCGGAUACUGAACCGGGAGGACCCGUCGCAGCUGGUGGUGAAGACUGGAAAGACCAGAAUACGGCUCCAGAGUCCACUCGCAAACGUGAACGGUCGCCCGAUGAUGAUGCCAAUGAGGGCUCAAGACAGCGAGCUCGGAUGGGCGACACAUUGGAUCAAGAUGAGGGCCGGAUGUGAGGUUGAGGCUGUCAUGGUGUUACACUUUUCUUCUCGUUCUGUUUCUUCGUCUUGUACCGUUGCUGUAGCAGUCAGCUCCACGCCUUUUCCGUAAUUACGACUAGCGUUCUAACACGAUGAUGAGGAGAGCGUGCACGGAUUAUAAAUUAUACUACAAAAAAGAACAUGCAGAUCAAUGGAUGACGUGCGCGCGUACGACGUAGUCUUCGCCCCAGACUUCCGGCUGGAACCAAGUUUUGUGGACAUUUCGGACGAGCCUGUAGGCCUCCGAGGGAGACGACAGUCGUACUAGCAGUCGAGCAGAUGAUGUCGUCGGAAACCGCGGUGGGUCCAAUUUGACAAUUUCGCCCUGUCCUCCACCCAACUUAUAUCCCUGUAUCCAACUCCGAACACCCUCGACUGUGAUUUUGCCUGGAAGACCCCAUAGGACGACACAUUUCUCCGUGUCGAGAAUGCCACCCUGGAGGCCAUCUCCUGUGACGAUUGCCCUUUGUGCUGCCUCUGCGCGACCGGCCACACCUCGUGUUCGAGCAGAAGGUGGUGGCGGAGUGAAUGCGCUAGGUCGAGGAGAGACCGGAUGGCCAAAAAGAGCAGCUUUUUGGAGGGCGUUCAGGGCUGGUCGUACCAUUUCAGGACGGGCGACCUUAAGGUAAGCUGUACCAGUCGGACUGAAGCGUUUAUAGUUCAGGGAGACAUCGACUACAUUUUCAACAUUAUACUGCCUAAUCAUGCGGGAAAUGUCACCAGGAGUAGUUGUUCUAGGAAUGUCAUUGAGUCUGAUGGCCGAAGUCUCUCCUAUCAUCGAAACUCCGUGAUUUUGUGAUCUGCUGAGAUUGUUUCGAAAAGCCGUUCGAAGCGUAGCAGAGCCAGCAGAGGACAUGGCGGAACG